Brugia malayi is the source of this 1425-nucleotide messenger RNA. Its product is annotated as Phospholipase D. Active site motif family protein. Lineage: Eukaryota; Metazoa; Nematoda; Chromadorea; Rhabditida; Onchocercidae. Bases 1 to 1425 code for a protein of 474 amino acids. Gene Ontology annotation, molecular function: catalytic activity. The transcript is spliced from 10 exons. The record is from RefSeq and is a predicted model, not a curated record.
AUGUGUACCCUUUGUACAAAGGUAUUUCUCUUCUUGGCAUCAAGUAAAUAUGGCUUAUCGUUGAAUUGGACCGGAGCAUCAUCCAAGCUUCUCUUUUCCAAUAAGUCAUGCCAACAAAAUUGCGAAUUUCAUUUUGUGGAAUCAAUACCCGAAAAUAUGACUUAUCCUGUGCAGUCAAAUUUUCCUUCAACAACUGAAAUAUGGAAACGAUUAAUUGGUUCAGCUGAAAAGUCGAUUGAUAUCGCAUCAUUUUACUGGAGUUUACUUUCAGAAAAUACUGGCUCAUAUAGAGGUCCAUCAACUCAAGAUGGUGCUGAUAUAUACAAUGCAUUGAUUGAAGCAGCAAAAAAAGGCAUCAAAUUGCGAAUUGUUCAAGACGCAAAAAAUAAUAAUGAGACCAGAACAUUAGAAAGUGAGAAACUGGCUGAAGUGCGCAGUUUAAAUUUUUCGAAUUGGUUUGGUAGUGGAGUAUUACAUACGAAGUUUUGGAUAGUCGAUUCGAAGCAUUUUUAUUUGGGAUCGGCUAAUCUUGACUGGAGAUCUUUAACACAGGUGAAAGAACUUGGUGUCGGCGUAUUCAAUUGUGAGCGUUUAGCAGAAGAUUUAAUGAAAGUGAUGAAUGUUUAUUGGGAAAUGGGUGCACCAGGUAAGAAAUUACCAUCGUCAUGGCCAAACGAGCUAGCAACUCCUUAUAACGCUAAAAAUCCGAUGGUAACUACGCUUAACGGUGAACAAAAUAAUGUUUACAUUUCGAGUGCACCACCAGCUUUUUGUACCAGAGGUCGUAUGAAUGAUCUUAGUGCAAUUUUGCAUGUUAUCAAUACUGCUCGAAAAUUUAUACAUAUAUCAGUGAUGGAUUACUUCCCGACUACCUUAUAUUUAGCAAAUAAUAGAUACUGGCCUGUUAUCGAUGAUGCUUUGCGAAAAGCCGCAUACAAUGGUAUUAAAGUGAAAUUAUUAAUAAGCAAAUGGAAAACUACGCGACCGUCAUUAUUUGCUUUUUUGAAGUCAUUAGCAGUCAUUACCUCAACUUUACCCUGCAAACGAACUUAUGAUACAAAAAAAAGAAAGCUAAUUUGUGUGCCGGAUACAACGGGUUCUAUUGAAGUACGUAUAUUCAUAGUACCAACGAUAGGCGAUCAGAAAAACAUUCCAUACGCUCGUGUAAAUCAUGCAAAAUAUAUGGUUACUGAUAACAGUGCUUUAAUUGGCACAUCGAACUGGUCAGCUGAUUACUUUAUCAAUACUGCAGGCGCCAGCGUUGUAAUUCGACAACAUAACACGACAUUAAAUUCGGAAAUAAUUCUUAAUUUAAAUGAAAAAAUUUUCAUGCGAGAUUGGAAUUCAACUUAUGCAUCAUCCCUAUCAGAGUUUGAUGAUAGAGGUUAUCGAAUGAAAAAUGAUACUUUAGUUCCUGAAGAUUAA